Molecule: messenger RNA, 1593 nt
Organism: Didymosphaeria variabile
Lineage: Eukaryota; Fungi; Ascomycota; Dothideomycetes; Pleosporales; Didymosphaeriaceae
Exons: 1
Coding region: 1-1593 (530 amino acids)
Source: RefSeq, a predicted model, not a curated record
AUGGCGGAGGCUGCGCCAAAACCAUCGAGCUUCCGAUCGAAGUUCGGAUUCGGCCGAAACAAAGAUGCAGCGCCUCGCGGCAAGCUCAGGAAGAAGAACGCCGCGCGUGUGGAUUUCGACGUCAACAGUGUAAACUCGCAUGAUACGUCAACCAGCGACGGAAAAGUACUGCUUAACCCUCAUAAUACUCGCCGCUCAAGUAGCAUCACGAGCACGUUGUCGAGACUGAGCACUGAUUUCACACCAUGGAGGGCCAGCUCGGAAGGACGUUCACAGUCUGUUGUCUCGAAGAAAGGUCCGCGCAAACUCAAAAAGCCCGCCCACCAGGCUCCCGGGCGCAUAGAGCUCGAUAAAGAUACUGGCGAGCGCAAAGACUUGACAGAGAUGAUGCAUGCCUUUGGGUUUACUGAGAACGCAGACGACACGGAGGAGCUUGUGCAAGUGGAAGAGUGGGAAUACGACCCUUCACAACCGGACGGUGCCACUUUGCUAUCGACAAUGGUCCCCGAACUAUGGGGAUUGGUCAGCGACCAUCUCACCCCUCUCGACAUUGCCAAUCUAGCUUCAACAUGCCGUGCCAUGCAUAACCGACUGGGUGAAGUGUCCUACGAAUUGCUGCGCAAUCCGAUGCACCUACCGCACCGCGUUGCUUUUCUACUUUCAAUGGACAAGAAACUUCCGAACCAUCUGUUCUGCUUCCCUUGUGCGAGAUGGCACAUACGCGCGACUCCAGGCUUGGAGAAACUCAAACCACCAAAAGUGCUGAACCCCGUAUAUAACUGUCCAAACAGCACGAACAACCUUAUGCCACCACCUCGGCUACGCAUCAGUGACUAUCGCUGGUUACCAUUCACGUUCGUCCAGCUCUAUAAGCGUGCUUGGGAGCAUGGGCCGGAUUAUGGCAUCCACGUUAACUCGCUGGCUCGGAGAUUCAAAGACCUUGAAUCAAAGUGGACUCACGAAAGCAUGUUCCACAUCAACCCAAGUAAUGGCCACGUCUUGAUGCGAGUCAAAUCGCAGGUCUUUGUAGAAGGCGGACUGCAACCAGCAGCGAAACGCAUGCUCCUCUUCAGUAGAAGUGACUACACUCCUUAUUUCAGCGUAUGCGCACACUGGCGCAAGGGUAUAUUGACUUCGAUACCCAAGUGCGCCCUGGAUCACAUCCCCAUUCCGGAAGAGAAUGUUUACGUGGCCACGUUCAAUAAAAUGCGACAUGCGAAACUAUCUGGCCCUACUGCGCUAUGUGGCCACUGCCAACCCAUGCGCCGAUGCGUCGACUGCCCAACGGAGUACCUCUUCGAGUUGAAGCUUGUUGAAGACAAAACAGUACAGAAGAUGGGUCCAGAAAGGUUCAGACAGGUGCUACUCGUGACGCGGUGGAGCGACUUGGGCCCAGCGCGCAGCCCUCUAGACCCGGAAUGGGCUUCCGUGGUAGGCGAGCACGAUGAGUACAACAGUUUCGAAGAAAUUGGAAAGCGAGCUGUGAGCGGCAUUUUUGAGAGUGCGUUUACAGAUACAACUCCUGGGCAGCGCAUCCUGAGUCUCAAUCCUGAUGGGCUCGAAGAUGACGAGGAUCACGGUGAUUGGUAUUGA